Rhipicephalus sanguineus (brown dog tick) is the source of this 739-nucleotide messenger RNA. RefSeq names its product histidine-rich glycoprotein-like. NCBI's taxonomy places the organism in Eukaryota, Metazoa, Arthropoda, Arachnida, Ixodida, Ixodidae. Bases 164 to 532 code for a protein of 122 amino acids. The record is from RefSeq and is a predicted model, not a curated record. The transcript has 3 exons.
UUACGCAUAGGAUUUCGUGGCUAUGCGCUUGCCUCUCGGCGUUUUUCCUGUUUAGUGAAGCGAAGUGCGGUCCACAACCAAUCCUGCGGGACCCCUUUAACGCCGUUAUGGUUCUUCUCCAUGGGUGCGUAUAAAUGUCCCGCUGUGGGCAGCAGCGCGCUUUAUGCAACAUCGUACCCGAGUCGGAGCGAGACCAGCGUCGUCCAUGCAGCUUCGCAGUUCUCGCUGGUGGGGCGCCUGGGUCGCCCUGCUGCUGAUGCUGCUGGUUUUCUGCGUGCACGAGAGCAAGCAGGGAAAGAUGCUCAAGCUGGUGGGCGCCGCGGCGCUUCUGGGCGGCCACAGGGGCUUCGUGCCCAUACCUAUUCCCAUCCACUACAGCCGCAAUGAUGACCACCACCACCACCACCAUCAUCACUCGCAUCACCCACACUACUACCAUCACCACUACCCGUCGCACCAUUACCACCACCAUGGGCACGGCGAUGAAUACGGUGGUCACGGUGGACAUGGCGGUUACAGCGGAUGGUGGUGACGCUGUCAACUAUCGCACCCCACAUAACAACCCCCCAACCGUUCACGAAUACAUGACUUGUUACUUGGUCACUGCGCCAUCUCCAAAUACGCAGACCCAACUUCCGAAUCGUAUUCGCGACAGUAAUCCGCGCACAUAUGAAUACAUAUUGUGGUGCACAUAAGAUAAAUGAAGUCGAGGUCAAAAUUCGUAACAUUCGGCAAUAUU